Prunus armeniaca (apricot) is the source of this 555-nucleotide messenger RNA. Lineage: Eukaryota; Viridiplantae; Streptophyta; Magnoliopsida; Rosales; Rosaceae. The record is from the annotation of a GenBank genome assembly.
AUGUUUGUCCAUGGUACAAUCGAACCCCUUAGGCCCUACAAAGUUCCUACCAAAGAAGAAAAGUGUGAUCUUAGGUACUGCCGUUAUCAUCAGUUUGUGGGUCAUCUAACCACUGAUUGUCUAACUUUGAGGAAAAUCUUGCACGCCGAGAUACAUGACAGAACUAUUGAGCUGCCCUCUAGGAAGCAAGCUUUUGACGAAAACCCCUUGCCAAAACGAAGGGGAAAGGAGAUGGCUGUUGUCAUUACAUGCUAUGAUGACUUGCUCGAUGACGACGUAUUGUGUCACCAGUGGAAGAAUGAUCCAAAGCCAUUGGAGGAUAUUUGGAAAACUUGUGGAAAUAUGGAGGAAGCUUGCUGGUGUAAAUAUUCAAAACCUUCAAGUUAUAACACCCUGUGGCCACUUGCUGAUGGAUGGGAGGAUGGUUCUAGCAGCGAAGUAUUCACAUUGGACAUGCUGGAAGAACGCCACUUCGGGGCUUCAUUUGGUCAACAAGAUUAUCUAGAGACAGCUGCCGUAACCUCUCAUAAGAGUCGCAAAUCACUCUCUAAUUAA